UCUUUGGAACUAUGAAUAGCACUAGUGAUAAUCAUCAAUAUCCCCACCCUACCGACCAACAAGGAAAAAACACUAGUGAGGAAAAUAGCAACAAGAGAGGCAAAGGCAAAGGAGGACCUGAUAACAACAAAUUUAGGUACCGAGGAGUUAGACAACGCAGCUGGGGCAAGUGGGUAGCUGAGAUCCGUGAGCCUCGUAAACGGACACGACGUUGGCUCGGUACGUUUGCUACUGCUGAAGAUGCUGCUCGAGCCUAUGACCGUGCCGCUAUUAUACUCUACGGUUCAAAAGCUCAGCUGAAUCUUCAACCUUCAGGUGCAAACGCUACUAGCUCUUCAUCAAAUUCUUGUAAACGUGGCUCCACUUCAUCAUCAUCUACAACACAAACUCUUCGUCCUUUACUUCCUAGACCUCCUUCUGCAUCAUUUGAUUCCUCCUUCUCUUCUUCUUCAACACUACUACCUCCAAACGUAUUAGCUCCUGCUAAUAAUUACGGAUUUUACCCUGCCGUGCAAUAUGUUGACGGCAUGUCACAAAAUCCUCACCAGAAACAAACUUUUGGUGAUAAUGGAUAUUAUCUCGACACUGGAAUGAUGUUAUGUAACGUGUACACGUCAGUGGAUGCCACCGCACCGGUUGUUUCCGAUCCAGUAGCGGCAGUGGCUUCUCCGGAUUUGUGGCCUUCUAUUGUGGAUGACAGCGAUAAUUACCACCCUGCUGAUAUUUGGGAUUAUGGAAAUGAUCCAUUCUUGUUUGAUUUUUGA
Molecule: messenger RNA, 764 nt
Organism: Solanum pennellii
Lineage: Eukaryota; Viridiplantae; Streptophyta; Magnoliopsida; Solanales; Solanaceae
Product: ethylene-responsive transcription factor ABI4-like
Exons: 2
Coding region: 12-764 (250 amino acids)
Biological process (GO): response to stress; positive regulation of DNA-templated transcription
Cellular component (GO): nucleus
Molecular function (GO): transcription cis-regulatory region binding; DNA-binding transcription factor activity
Source: RefSeq, a predicted model, not a curated record